Messenger RNA from Symsagittifera roscoffensis, 953 nucleotides. RefSeq lists its product as uncharacterized. Gene Ontology annotation, molecular function: N-methyltransferase activity. The transcript is spliced from 3 exons. The record is from RefSeq and is a predicted model, not a curated record. Lineage: Eukaryota; Metazoa; Xenacoelomorpha; Acoela; Convolutidae. The coding region runs from base 44 to 931 and encodes 295 amino acids. Gene Ontology annotation, cellular component: cytosol.
ACUCAUGUUAAUUUAAUUCGUCAAUUGCUUCGAAACAUACCAAAUGUCCCUUUCAACCGUUUCAUUUGAUGAAAAGAAAGAAAACUACGGGAGAUUUUUUGACCCAGAAAGCUAUCUGAAGUUUUACUUUUGCCAGCCAACAACGGACUCUAAUCAGGAUGUGUUUCCCUCCUGGAGUCUAAGUGAUCGGGAGUUGAACAAUGAAAUUGUUCGGGCAAUUCGCUUCAAAGUCAGAACCAUGAAGUUUUGCAUUGAAAAUGCACUGCGGCCCAAGAAGAAACCCGUGAAAGUACUGGAUCUAUCCACUGGCCCAUUUUGCGGUAAUGUUAUGUUUGCUUCUGGAUUUGACCAAGUUACUGAAAUUGUCUGCUCUGACUUCUUGGAAGAAAAUCGGAAAUACAUCAUACGAAUCAUCGAGGUGCCAAACUCCUGUGACUUGUCGGAGGCCUUCACUUGGACCAAAUUCACUAAGUGGGCGUACGGAAACGCCGAUCUUGUCAAUUUAUUUCGAAAGAAAUGUCGUGAAAUUAAAUUUGUGGACAUGAGCAAAGCUUCGGCGACUGGAAUGAGCGAAAUUGAAUCUUCCGCUCCAUAUGAUCUGAUUAAUUCUGAAUGGGCCUUCUGUGAGGGUUCGCGCGACUUGGAAAACUACAAGGUUCUGAUUCAGAAAUGCAACAAAAUGCUACAAAAAGGAGGAUCUUUGGUGCUUUUAGAUUUACUGGAGCAGACGUUUUGGGUUCCAGACGCCUCGCGACUCGACAAUCGGAUGCCAACAGUUUGUGUUUCGCAAGAUUGGUUGAAGAAAACUUUGAUUCAAAACGGAUUUGCGGUUGAACAUAUAAUACUUCAUUUUUAUGAACAAAAGCACUCUCCUAUGUUCAACGCUAAGGGUAAUAUUCUUGUUUGGGCAAGUAAAACCCACGAAGUAUAAUGCGUUUCCCCUUCCUCGUAUA